CUGGGGUAACCGGGUAGCUCGUAUGUAGUUCCUGACACAGACUCCCCAGGUAAGCAAGGCACAAUUUAGAAGCUUUCUGGAUAAAGGGGUUUUGAAACUAUUCGCAGGGCAAAUGGGUUUGGGGUCCCUGGGAGCGGAGAUUGGAGGCUUAGAUCACAGUGGACCUGGACAGGUGCGGGACGUGGUCGGUUUUCUUCUGCGGGCAAGAGGCCCGCAGCCAAUCGGCGGGCAGGGCCUAGGCAGCCUUGCGCAGCUUCGCUGAGGCCCGCAGGUGGCGAGCGACGAGCGCACGCAGCGGGGACUUGCGGGGGCGCGCGCGGGCCGAGCGGGCGCGCGCGGCGCUAGCAGGCCCGCGCGCUAGGUUGCGGGAGCCAUGCGGCGGGCUAGAAGCUCCGCGGCCAAAAAGCCGCGCGAGCAAAAGCGGUCGGGGGCUUCCAGCGCUCCGGGGACAGCCGCCUCGGCUCCCCGCGACAGCCGCGCCCGGCGCUCCGCGAGCAAGUCUGGGGGCGGGAGCCGGGCGGCGAGCAGGCAUCCGUCGGCGAAGAAGCGGCCGAAACCGUCGCCUCCGCGGGCCCCAGAGGCGGGCUCCAAGGAGCUGCCGCCGGCGGAGUUGGCGCUGCUCCCGCCGCCGCCACCGCCGACCCCAGCGACCCCGACGUCCUCGGUGUCCAUGCUGGACCUGGGCGAGCAGAAGGAGCGCUGGGAGACAUUCCAGAAGCGGCAGAGGCUCAGCUUCGAGGGCGCCGCCAAGCUCCUGCUGGACACCUUUGAAUACCAGGGCCUGGUAAAGCACACAGGAGGAUGCCACUGUGGAGCAGUUCGUUUUGAAGUUUGGGCCUCAGCAGAUUUACACAUCUUUGACUGCAAUUGCAGCAUUUGCAAGAAGAAGCAGAAUAAACACUUCAUUGUUCCCGCUUCUCGCUUCAAGCUCCUGAAGGGAGCCGAGAGCAUAACCACUUACACAUUCAAUACAAACAAAGCCCAGCAUACCUUCUGUAAGAGAUGUGGUGUUCAGAGCUUCUAUACUCCCCGCUCCAACCCUGGAGGCUUUGGAAUCGCCCCACAUUGCCUGGAUGAAGGGACGGUGCGGAGUGUGGUCAUUGAGGAAUUCAAUGGCAGUGACUGGGAAAAGGCCAUGAAGGAGCACAAGACCAUCAAGAACAUGUCUAAAGAGUGAGCUCCUGCUUCUCCCUUCCUGCAGAGGAGGAAUCAGUGGGGCCAGCAUACCACAUGGGGGGUGCCCUGGUGUGGCUGCCCAGCUGAUGGGGCUGCUGGCCAGAGACUGCCUUGGUCCCUGUGGCUUGCUCCAGCUACCAGUUCCUUUAGGCAGCUCUUUGCCCUUUCUCAGCCCAGAUUUUGAUGUAGACUAGUUCAGCCUCUUCCUUCUUUUCCCCAACUUUUGUGUGAUCUUUUAGAAAAUAAAUAUUUUUAACAUUAA
Octodon degus (degu) is the source of this 1438-nucleotide messenger RNA. RefSeq names its product centromere protein V (gene Cenpv). Gene Ontology annotation, molecular function: carbon-sulfur lyase activity. Gene Ontology annotation, biological process: regulation of chromosome organization; pericentric heterochromatin formation; positive regulation of cytokinesis. Lineage: Eukaryota; Metazoa; Chordata; Mammalia; Rodentia; Octodontidae. The record is from RefSeq and is a predicted model, not a curated record. Gene Ontology annotation, cellular component: spindle midzone; nucleus; kinetochore. The coding region runs from base 374 to 1177 and encodes 267 amino acids. The transcript has 5 exons.